AUGAAGAAGAAAAAAGUUCCAUCGAAGUCCCAGGCGUCCGGUAAGGGGAAGAAACAAGUCGGAGAGGAUUCCUGGCGUGCCGAAUUAGAGGCAAUCUCGAUAAACGACGACAACUGGUGGUGUAUCGUCGCAAUGAUGGUCGAGACGACCACCGAGCAUUCCAAGUACAUAUCCCUCUUCAACACCGCCGCCGAGGAGGGUAGACGGAAAGCUAUUUACUGCUUGAGCUAUCAGAAAAUGAUGUCCAGCGUGAAAAUAUUGUCGAAGCACAGUCUGGAGAAAUGUCCAACCGUUCAAGGUGUUUGCCAUUAUGCCAGCAGAAUGUUGUUUGAAGGAAGCAGUAGACUUCCUGCUUGGUUGGUAGCACGAAUCGUCAAGUACUUGAUCUAUCGGAUCAAGGAAAAGUCGAUUGGUAUUGUGAAGAGGAUGGCCGACUUGGAGCACGAGAUAGACGAAGAAUAUAAGAUUAUGCAGACUGUCGCUGAUUGGGGCCAGCCAGGCUCCAGGGCGUUCAACGCAGAAAGGUUGAAUAACAAACGGCUGACGAAACUGCGUAAACGAGGUGAAGAGUGGAGGGACACGAUCUACGUGGACGACGCGCCCCUGAACGGUCCGAAUCUGUACAUAAUUCUAACCGGCUUUCACGAUCCCGCUAUAUCGGAGCACCUAGUAAACGCUGGGGUGCCGUUGAACUUCAUAUUGCGGAUCAAGAAAUCGAAACGGGAUCUGGAACUGCUGGCGGAGGGCGACACGGCCAUGAACGAUUUCGAUAAAACCCGGCAUCUCCAUCGUUUCGGAAUAUACAACAGCAGUAUCUUUGAAUUGUUCCACUUCUGGUCGAAGAUCGAGACAUGGAUGAUGGAUCCUGAAACGCAUCCAGCUCUCCUCGACGUUGCGAUCCGUGUAUUCCGACCGCCGCGAUUUUCUCUUGUCUUCGACGACGUGGAGUACGAGCGUCUGAAGAGGGACAUGUACGACAAUGUUUCGUAUUUCAUGUACGAUCUCUAUGAUCUCUACCGGCAACACGGGAAUUAUUUGAAGAGCAUGAAGCUCCAGAAGCUCGCGGCCGAUGACCGUCAGGAGAAACACGACACGAAGAUUUACGAGGCUCUGCUGGACAGUGUCCCGCAGGAAUGUGUCUCCAUUCCGUUGGUACUGUUCGCUAUCCUGGCUCAAAUCGAUGGGAACAGGAACGAGGAACUGGCUGGCGGGAAAUCUGAGGGGGAAGAUACGAGUGACGGGAAAAUAGUGAGUCUUUCAGAGAUUUUUGUAGUUAGAGUGGACGUGAAACAAAAGUCACGUCUAGUAAGAGUCGCCAUGGCACGACAUUUCAACUAUGAUUUCUCACAAGAAACUGACGCGUUAGUUAUGGGACUUAGGACGAACAUCGACACGGAAGUGAAACACGAAACUAAGAACCAAUUUGACUCGUUCGUCGAGGAAAAGCUAAAGACCCUCAACGCUAAGUUCGAAUUGGACCAGACAGACAAUGCCGACGACAACGAAGAAACGUUAGCAGAGAUCGAAUUAAUUCUCCGCGAAGAUACUUUGAACGAGACCAUCCGUCUUCUCGAUGACUCCGCAAACUCUCGUGUUACUGCCACGAGCAACAUGAUCGACAAUAUCCUGCCCGUCUUCUGGGAUCCCCGUAUAAUGAGUACUCACGCAAAACACGGCGUGACCGUGAUGAAAUUGGACGAGUAUUCCCGUCACAUCGACAAAAUCCGCGGAUACAUGAGCGUGAAAGUGAGCAGCGAGGAAUUCAGGCAUUGUUUGCACAUAUUAAUGUUCGACAGAAUGAUAUUCGGGUCGACUCGAAGUCGAGAUAAAUCCACGGGACGAAACACGAAAGAAGAGACAACUGAGGACCCUAUAACUACAAAGAACUCACGGCCCUCGAUGAAACGCAGCAAAUCCGUUCCGAGUUUAACUUCGAAAUGUAGUCGACAGAUUCACUUCCACAGCGACGGGAACAUCGAAUACGGAAAAGUCCCGUCGUCGAUCGUCGAUUGUUCACCGUUGUUCGAGAUUGUAGAUCCAAGGGAGACGUUGGUCCCCGGUUACUUGGAGAAGAAUGUCUUCAGUUUGAGAUACAAAAACGAGGAUGGACUCAGGGAUUUUGAUUACAUGGAGCUGUUACCAAGGUCCAUUUUCAUGCAACGCGUGCAACAGUGCCUGGACACGUUCGACAGCUUCGAGACAGUUUAUUUCGAGCCGACCGACUCGGUGUUGCUCUACUUUAGCGACAAGUGGAGAGCUAAUGGGGUGCACGAGGAGGAAAGAAUGUCCAGCAUUCGGACCUCGGUACGGCUUCGUGACUUCUGCGAGUACGUUGUGGCGGAGGAACGGGAUUGGAUACAUCGGGAGGAACAGAUGUACAGAUCGCAGACCAGCGAGUCGUUGAAAAGAUUGAUGCUGAAGGUGGACGAAGUGAGGGACGAGACGCUGAUGUUCACGGACGAGGACUUUAUUCUGCCUUGGUCCUUGAAAGCCAAGGAUCUCGCCAAACGGAAGCUAGGUCUGUUAGAAUUUUAUCAAUGUCAAUGGACUCUGGGUGUUUAUGUAGAUUUUCAUUUACUGAGAUAUAAAUAUCGUUUAAUCCUCUAA
Molecule: messenger RNA, 2607 nt
Organism: Dufourea novaeangliae
Lineage: Eukaryota; Metazoa; Arthropoda; Insecta; Hymenoptera; Halictidae
Product: sperm-associated antigen 17-like
Exons: 4
Coding region: 1-2607 (868 amino acids)
Biological process (GO): axonemal central apparatus assembly; epithelial cilium movement involved in extracellular fluid movement
Cellular component (GO): axonemal central apparatus
Source: RefSeq, a predicted model, not a curated record